AUGGCACACGCUCUGGCCGGUACAGCGCCAGCCCACUUACAAUCGAUGUACAACGACUUCGACGAAUGCAAGAAGCAGCUGUUUAACGAAGAAAUGAAGCGUCUUCCCUGCGGACUAGCAGUAAUUCCAGGAGUAGCCGCGUCUGGCAGGUUAACAUUCGUCAAGUUUUACGCCCUGAUGCACAUAGCAGAGCAGACUCCCCCUGGUUCUCGCAAUCGGGUCUUGAUCUUAGCAGAGCAGCACCAGGUUCUCGAUAAUUAUGAACCAAGCUUCAGGCGCUCGCUUGAGGAAUACGGAGCACCUCCCCAUGCAUUUCCUCGUAUAGAAAGGGUCUAUACAACGUCUACGGACAUUAGAGUGGCGGUGGACACCCUGAGCCAGCCAGCUUCCAGCCAGGUACCCAACGAGCUCGAUACCAUAGACCAAUAUCUCACCAAGUCGAUCUUAGAUGAAUUCCAUCAGCUUGCGGAGCAGGAAUCGGAGAGAAGAGCCUCCAAGGAUGUUAAUUCUACUUUACUACAAGUCCAGAACCGCUCAGAGGAAUACAAUCUGUUCAAUCCCUCAGACAGACGCGUUGACGAGCCAAUCAAUAGUAUCUACAAGGCUAAGCUACAGGAAGCCGACAUCGUCCUCGCUACUCCCUCGACAGCCCGCAGUAUCCUUUUCAGACAGGAAUUCCAUCCGACUCUCGUCAUCAUGGACGAGAAUACACGCUCGAGAGAGAUGACGACGAUCAUGACCAUCUCCUCAUUCCCCUCCGCGAAAUUAUUCAUGCUACUUGGCGACCCUCAUCAGCAAGUCCCGGUAGUUAACCGCCGUAAGGACACGCUCGUAGCUUUCGACAACCAAAUCGGCCUAUCGUGCUUGGACAGGAUCAAGCGCGCCGGUGCUGCUCUCCCCGGGCUGUUCUACAAUCACCGGCAAUACGGAUGCUUGCAGGAGAUGACAAGUGAAUUGUUUUACGAAAAUCUGAUGAAGUCCAGCAUCCAGGAUCAUUUCCCACCAUCUGUCAACGUCGUUCAAGGCAUAAUCGCCGAGUUGACCGGCCUCCGCAAGAGUGUCCGUGUCAUCGUCGACAUUACCAACUCUGACGAGCAGGGUGUAUUCAAGUCAUUCAAGAACGACUAUCAUGUUCAUUACGUACUCAAAACUCUAGAACGGUUCCUGAAUGAUCCCGCAUUUACAUCGGUAGACGGCAAACGACCCGGAACCAUCGCCGUUCUAUGUUACUAUAAAGCCCAAGUCACGGAGAUAGAGCUUGCUCUCCGUCGUCGAGAAGUACUACAGUCUCGCCUUCACACCACUGCCGAGACGAUAGCCAAGCGAGUUCGCGUUGGCACAGUAGACAGCUUCCACGGCGAAGGAGCAGACCUCGUAAUCAUUGAUUACACGCGAACCACAAAGCCAGGAUAUACCGGAAACGUAUUUUUGAACGCUACUGCGCAUACGCGCAGUAUCCAGGGGGAGAUCAUCCUAAUGAACCAAUCGAGUUACGCAAGUCAGAAGAAGAAAGCCAGACAUUCACCAGCAAGGCACCUCUGUAUGAUAUACGAAUAUCUCGAGGCCAAACAGUGCGUCUCGAAGAUACUCUUCUGCAACCACUGCCUUGGCUGGGGCCACGAAGAUAGACAUUGCGUCGAGAGGGCGACGUGCAGUAGAUGCUACGAGAUAGGCCACAUCAAGUCGUCGUGCCCCGCAGUCCAGUGCGCAAACUGCGGCGAGCUGGGACAUCUCCUUAUCGAGUGCAACAACCUUGAACCGGCCAAGGCUUGCUCCCGCUGCGCAGGCGACCAUUUUCAGGUAAACUGCACCGAGAGCCCGGAAGUCUACUGCACGGACUGUAACAACCCAGGACACUUCCCCGGAAGAGACCUUUGCGCAGCCGCCUGGCGACUUCUGCAUCAGCAGCAGCAAGGCGUGUUGUUGGGUGAUUUUGCGGAGAAGGAUUCGGAAGAAUGGUAG
Messenger RNA from Daldinia childiae, 1962 nucleotides. RefSeq lists its product as uncharacterized. NCBI's taxonomy places the organism in Eukaryota, Fungi, Ascomycota, Sordariomycetes, Xylariales, Hypoxylaceae. The coding region runs from base 1 to 1962 and encodes 653 amino acids. The transcript has a single exon. Gene Ontology annotation, molecular function: nucleic acid binding; helicase activity; zinc ion binding. The record is from RefSeq and is a predicted model, not a curated record.